Periconia digitata is the source of this 1707-nucleotide messenger RNA. The record is from the annotation of a GenBank genome assembly. NCBI's taxonomy places the organism in Eukaryota, Fungi, Ascomycota, Dothideomycetes, Pleosporales, Periconiaceae.
AUGUGUUGAACCGUGGAUGCAGAGAUUACAUGUUAUCUACUUUUUGGGGAGCGCUGGUAAGGAUCGCGUUUCGAAGGGGGGGAAUGGGCGGGUGGAGCUGCCGUGUUUCUUAUGCUGCGGCUGAGAUGAGUAUAAGCAGCUGGCGAACAGGUUUCUGCGUUUUGUUCUUUUGUUCGAGGGUAAGGAUGAUGUUUGAUGUGCAGUGUUUAUGCAGUGGGAUGAGUUUAGGCGGGUGGUUUAAGUACCUUCAUGUGUCGCCCUCUUUUUUGGGGGUACCUUCACUGUUCUGGAUUUCCUGUCCUUCGUUUUUUUUUGUGUUUUACUUUGCGUUGAGAGUUGAGCUCGGUAUCUUCUAUAUUCAGUCACUCUUUUUUUUUGUUUGUAUUUGGAUAUCGAACAUUCGCUCAAUUGAUAUUCCAAUCGAAACGGUCUCUUCAGACAUACUGAUUACAUUCAUCCAUUCUUUUUUCAUCAAUCACAGAAACAGGCUGUUCUAAUCCGUUAUUUUUAUAACAAACUACAUUCAUUAUGCGUCCAUCGCACUACCUUUCCCUCGCAACAGCGACCUCAUCCGUCCUCGCAAACGCCCAAUCAACCUCCUCCCUCAUCUCCACGGCCGCGCAAAUCGCCCUCUCCCUAAAAUCAACCUAUCCAAACCCUUCAGUGGCCCUCCUCCCCCACCCCUUCUGGUGGUGGGAAUCCGGCUCCAGCAUCGACGCCCUACUAAACUACGGCAUAGCAACGGGCGACAAGACCUACGAAGCGCUCGCAGCCAACACGCUGCUCAACCAAGCCACGGGCACAAACGACUUCAUGACGGCCGACGCCACGGGCAACGACGACCAAGCGUGGUGGGCGCUCGCGGCGCUCACGGCGGCGGAGCAAAACGUCCCCGUCGCACCGGGCGCAGUGACGUUCCUCGCGCUCGCGCAGAACGUCUUCGACGAGCAGAAAGCGCGAUACGACGGCGCGACGUGUGGCGGCGGGUUGAAGUGGAAGAUCAACGUCGGCAACGGGCUAGACGGGUGGCAUUACAAAUCGACCAUCACGAACGGGCUGUUUUUCCAGCUCGCGGCGCGGCUUGCGAAGCUCACGGGCGACGAGGAGACGCUUGCGUGGGCUGAGAAGGCGUAUGAUUGGGUUGUUGGGGUGCAGCUUAUCGACGGGGAGUUCAAUGUCUACGACGGCGUCGAGGACACGGAGAAUUGCGAGGUUGUUAAUAAUCCGCAGUGGAGUUACAACACUGGCGUGUUUAUCCUGGGGACGGCGGCGAUGGCUGAGCAGACUGGCGACUCGAAGUGGACGGAUCGAACCAAGGGGUUGAUAGAGGCUGCGCAGCGCAACUUUGUGCGUGAUGGCGCGUUGUUUGAGACGCGCUGUGAGGGCUCGGGGACGUGUAACUUGGAUCAGGUUUCCUUCAAGGGGACUUUGGCAAGGUGGAUGGGGGCUGCUGCUGAUAUCCUUCCGGAAGUGAGGGACAGUGUUGCCAACGUUAUGAACGAGAAUGCGGCGCUGGUGCAGGGAAGCUGGAAUGUGGAUGCGGGUGUUAUGGGACACUUUUCGUCCCUGGAGAUUAUGGACGCGGCUAUUAGAGCGAGGGGGGAGGCACUGGUCGCUGCGGAGGGGUUCCUGGGUCCAAAGGGUGCAGUGCAAAAUGUAGGCGCAGCGGGAAGCAAAAGAAGUAUCGCAGGGAGACUGUGGUGGUAG